AUGUGCAUCCUCUUCAACAUAGCUGCAAUGCAGAGUGCAGUGGCAGCUCAGCAGCCCCUCGACACAGAGGAAUCACUGAAGUUGGCUGCUAAACUAUUGCAACAAUCUGCCGGCGUAUUCUCUUUCUUGAAGGGGAAUAUCAUGUUGGCCGUGCAUCAGGAGACCACGCCAGAUCUCAACCCUGAAACUCUGAACGCUCUCUCACAGUUGAUGCUGGCUCAGGCUCAAGAAGUUAUCGCUUUCAAGUGCAUCAGAGAUGAAAUGAAAGAUAGCAUGGUGGCCAAGGUGUGUUCUCAGUGUGAAGAGCUGUAUACGGAUUCUUUGAGGUCCAUGCAGAAGGAUUCACUGAAGCACCUGUGGGAGCGUGAAUGGAUAUCCACUGUCACCACAAAGCAAGCAACAUUCCGAGGGUUGACUCAUUACUACCAAGCUAAGGUGUGUCAUGAGAACAAAGCUGUAGGCGAAGAGAUUGCACGUCUCCAGCUCGCAACAGAGCUGCUCAAAGGUGCGAGUACGGGACGCGCGGCCGAAGCAGCGCGAGCGGCAGCGAGGCAAUUGGCCGCGGCGACGCGAGACAAUGAUUUUAUCUAUCACGAACGCAUUCCAGAAGCGGCCAAUCUAGAACCCGUUCAACGCGCGCCGGUGGCUAAGCCGCUGCCGCCGCCUUCGCCGCCGACCCGCUGGUCUCAAGGUAAGGACUUGUUCGGGUCCCUGGUGCCAGCCGUCGUACAGAGCGCACUCCAAGCCAGCGACUCGAGGCGCGCCGAGUUGGUCGGCACCGAGGUUAACAAGUUGCGGGAGGCCACGCAGCUUCUGAACACAAUCCUCGCCUCGCUCAACCUGCCCGCUUGCAUCGAGGCUACGACCGGGGGCGCUCUGCCCGACUCCAUCCGCGAAAAGGCGCGGGCCGUACGCGAACAGGGAGGAGUGCGUGCGCUGCGGUCGUUGAUGGCCGAGUUGCCCGAGCUACUGCAGCGUAACCGGGACAUCCUCGGCGAAGCCGACCGGAUGCUGCGCGAAGAGGCCGAAGCCGACGCCACGCUGCGAGAGCAAUUCGGCGCGAGAUGGACACGCACCGCUUCGGAACGUCUGACCGAGGCCUUCCGCGCGAACCGCGACAAGUACGCGCAAAUCAUCGACAACGCCGUGCGCGCCGAUGCUAUAGUGCAGCAGAAGUUUCGGCAGCACGAGGAGAGUAUAGAGCUGCUGAGCCGCAGCGAGGGCGAGAUCGAUGCGGACGUGCCGGACGCCCCCGCCGCCGCGCAGCCCUCCGACCGCGAGGCCACCGCGACUCUGCGUACGCUCAUGGGCCAGGUCGAGACUUUAAAAGCGGAGCGCGACGAAAUCGAGACCUCGCUGAAGGAUACGACUGUAGACAUGCGUGAACGUUUCUUGGCGGCCCUAUCGGCCGACGGGGCUUUCGACGAGCCUGCUCUUUCGGCCGCCGCGCUUGGUUCGGCGCUUAGCCCUCUGCAGCGGCGCACCGCCGACACUCUCGCUGCGCAGGAGAGACUCGUCGCCCAGCUGCAGGAGGCGCAUUCCAAGCUGAUGGAGAGUCACGGCGGCGCCAGCGGACGAGACCAGGCUCUGGGCAAGCUGUGCGCCGCUUUCGACGCCUAUCAGGACCUGACGGCCAACCUGCGUGAGGGUGUCAAAUUCUACAACGAUCUGACGCAGUUGCUGGUGGCAUUCCAGAACAAAGUGUCCGAUUUCUGCUUCGCGCGCAAGACGGAAAAAGAGGAACUUCUUAAAGAUCUGACACAAGAGGCGUCGCGGCCCGCCGCGGCCCAAGCGCCCGCGCACACGCCCCAGCAUCAUCGCGACGUGGAGGUUAGAACGGAGCCGCAGGUAGUGAAGAAAGAGGCGCCACCGAGGCCGGCGCCCCCGGCUCCUGCGGGGGCUCUACCCUACCCCUCGCAACCGCAGGGUAUGCCCCUUCCGUACGGGGCCGCCCCUGCGCCGUACCCGGUCUACGCGCCGAUGCCGGCGCUCUACAAUCCGUAUGCGACAUUACCGUACCCCCACCAUGUGCGUGCGCAGCCACCGCCGCAGCCCUAUCAAGCCUACCAGUACCCGCCUCCGCCUGCAGGCUACUCGCAGCCACCGCCUCCCGGCUACAACCCUUAUCAGCAAUAG
Molecule: messenger RNA, 2136 nt
Organism: Leptosia nina
Lineage: Eukaryota; Metazoa; Arthropoda; Insecta; Lepidoptera; Pieridae
Source: the annotation of a GenBank genome assembly